ACUGUAUAGGGUAAUUCAGAGGGGGGGAGAGGAGGUGGAACAGCUGAUCGUUCCACGGUCCUAUGUUAGCAAGGUGUUGUACAUGGCCCACUCACACCUCCUAGGGGCUCAUCUGGGGAUGGAUAAGACCAGGGACCGGGUGUUAGCUAGAUUUUAUUGGCCAGGGGUAAAGAAAGACAUAGAGGACUACUGCCGAGCCUGCCCCGAGUGCCAACGUACCGCCCCUAGACCGUCCGUACGGAAUCCCCUCAUACCCAUGCCCCUGAUCGAGGUCCCCUUCGACAGACUGGCCUUGGACAUCGUAGGCCCCCUCCCCAGAACUAGCAGAGGUCACCGCUACAUACUGGUCAUGGUAGAUUACGCGACCCGCUACCCAGAGGCCAUACCUCUCCGCGCCGCCACAGCCAAGGCAGUGGCCAGAGAGCUAAUGACGUUAUUUAGCAGGGUGGGAAUAGUUAGGGAGAUCUUGACAGAUCAAGGCUCCUGCUUUAUGUCCCGGGUGUUAAAGGACCUCCUCAGUCUGUUACAGAUCCGCCACCUCCGGACCUCCGUCUACCACCCCCAGACCGACGGACUGGUAGAGAGGUUUAAUCAGACCUUAAAACGCAUGCUAAAAAAGGUGAUGGAGGUCGAUGGAAAGAACUGGGACCAGCUACUCCCUCACGUCCUGUUCGCCAUCAGGGAGGUACCCCAGGCCUCCACCGGCUUCUCCCCGUUCGAGCUACUCUAUGGGAGACGACCGAGAGGGCUCCUCGACAUCGCCCGGGACGCCUGGGAGAGCCAACCCUCCCCCCACCGCACCAUCAUCGAGCACGUGGAGCAGGUGCGGGACAGGAUGGCGCAGGUGUGGCCCGUGGUCCGGGAGCACCUUGGACGAGCCCAGCAAGCCCAAGCUCGGGUGUACAACCGGGGGGCCCAGCUGCGCACCUUCGACCCGGGCGACCAGGUCCUCGUCCUCAUCCCGACCUCUGAGUGCAAGUUCCUGGCCAAGUGGCAGGGACCCUAUGAGAUCAUCGACCGGGUGGGCGAGGUCAAUUACCGGGUACGGCAACCGGGGAGACGCAAGACCACCCAGCUGUACCACAUCAACCUGCUGAAGCGGUGGCAACCACUGACCACUCCGUGGGAUCCAACUCUCCUGACGCUGGCCGCUCGACUGCCCCCUCCAGAGGUCCCAGUGGGGGAGCUGCUGAGCCCGAGCCAGACACAGGACAUGCGGGACAUGGUGCUCCAACAUCUAGAUGUCUUCUCAGAGCGACCCGGCAGGACCACAACCGUCAGCCACGACAUCCGGACAGAACCGGGAGUCAGAGUCCGCCUCCGGCCCUACCGCAUCCCGGAAGCACGGCGCGCCGUCAUCAGAACAGAGGUCGCCCGCAUGCUGCAGAUGGGGGUCAUAGAGGAGUCCCAUAGCGCGUGGUCCAGCCCGGUGGUUCUGGUACCCAAACCAGACGGGACCUACCGGUUCUGCAAUGACUUUCGCAAACUGAACGAAGCGUCUGUCUUCGACGCCUACCCUAUGCCACGGGUGGACGAGUUAAUAGAGCAACUGGGCCCGGCCCGGUUCAUAUCCACCCUAGACCUCACGAAGGGAUACUGGCAGGUCCCCCUCACCAAGCGGUCCCGGGAGAAGACGGCGUUCGCCACACCAGACGGGCUAUACCAAUACACCGUCCUCCCGUUCGGGGUGCAUGGGGCACCCGCAACCUUUCAAAGGAUGAUGGACCGGAUCCUACGGGCCCACAGAGAAUACGCCGCCGCGUAUAUAGACGACAUCGUAAUACACAGCAGCACCUGGACCCUCCAUCUCCACCACCUCCGAGCCGUCCUGGGGGCGCUUCGAACCGCCGGCCUCACGGCCAACCCCCAGAAGUGUCGCCUGGGCCUGGAGGAGGCCUCCUACCUGGGCUAUCAAGUCGGGAGGGGCUGUGUGAGACCCCAGGACGAAAAAGUGCAAGCCAUCCGGACCUGGCCCAGGCCAACCACCAAGAAACAGGUGAAGUCCUUCCUGGGACUAGUCGGUUACUAUCAGAGGUUCAUCCCUGCGUUCGCAACACUGGCCAGCCCCCUCAACGAGCUAACCCGGAAGACUCUACCCGACCGAGUGAAGUGGACGGAGGAGGUUGAGGAAGCCUUCUCCCACCUACGGCAGGCUCUCUGCACCGAGCCCGUGCUCAUCACCCCGGACUUCAGCCUCCCCUUCGUGGUACACACGGACGCGUCUGAGGUGGGGCUGGGAGCCGUUCUAUCUCAGGUCCGGUCAGGAGAGGAACAUCCGGUGACCUUCAUCAGCCGGAAGCUCCUGGCCAGCGAAAGGGCCUACUCAACGGUGGAAAAGGAGGCGCUGGCAAUCAAGUGGACCCUAGAAAAGCUCCGUUACUACCUCCUCGGUCGGAACUUUAGCCUGGUCACCGACCACGCCCCCCUAAAGUGGAUGGACACGGCCAAGGACACCAACGCCAGGGUGACGCGCUGGUUCCUGGCCCUGCAAGACUACCGCUUCCAGGUGGUCCAUCGACCCGGAAGGGCCCACGGUAACGCAGACGCACUGUCCCGAAGGGACGCCUGCCUAGGGCUAACAGGAGGAACCCCCGGCUUGCUGCUGAGGAUGGGGGUGUGUGGCAACCCCACGCCAUUGACCAGGGGCCAGCCGCCGCAGCACCGGCCCCGUGGUCGGGUGGUGGAAGGGAGAUACCUCCCCCUCCACCCAGCUGCGCUAGAGGGAACAUCAACCGGGCCCAGGGAAUCAAGAACAUUGGGGGCACCUGGGGAACCAGGACAGAGGGGCUUUAAGGGCUGGGCACGUGGCAGACAGGGGAGAGGGCUGACGAGGAAGAGACGUGCUGUGGAACCGGCGUGCUUUAACGAAACGUUUUCCCCACCAGGAGUAAGCCGGAGGCGUCGGGAGCUGUUUCCCCGCCGACCCCGAGGAAGGGCUGGACGGUCUGGACCAGGAGGGUUUGGUUGGAAUCCAUCAUUCAGUAGCGGACAGGAGAGGCCUCCUCGUACGCUAAAAGGAGUAAGCCGGAGGCGUCGGGAGCUGUUUCCCCGCCGACCCCGAGGAAGGGCUGGACGGUCUGGACCAGGAGGGUUUGGUUGGAAUCCAUCAUUCAGUAGCGGACAGGAGAGGCCUCCUCGUCCGCCAAAAGGGUUUGGUUGGAAUCCAUCAUUCAGUAGCGGACAGGAGAGGCCUCCUCGUACGCUAAAAGAUUGGCCAGUGCCGUCAAGCAGUAGUGGACAGGGGAGCUUGUCCAAGCCUGAGCUGUCCGGCCCUGGGGUCUCUAAGUCGUCACUUCCAUUUUCAUUUGCUGGUGGCAAGCUGCAGCCGGUGGCGUCAGGCAGUAGCAGACAGCGGAGCUUGUCCAGGUCUAAGCUAAGCUGUCUAAGUGUCCCUGUGGACUCUGAGUCGUCACUUCCAAUUUUAUGCGACUCUCCUGAAGUGGGACCUUCUCAGGAGAAAACACCAGACCCAGAAAGGACUGAAGUUAAUCUUAACGCGACCGGCAACGGCAGUGAUGUCAACAUCACUCCGGUUCCUCGAACAGGACGUGUAUGGAAUCGUAUUAAAUCUGUCUUUUUAAAGAAGCAGUCUUUCAGUACCAGGCAGGGGCGCCUUUCUGGUGCGGCGUACGAUGAUCCUCACCGCAGAAUGCCUAAAAGCGACGGCAUGCUGGACGACGAAGAUGAUGAAGAGGAUGAAGAGGAGAUGCACUUCAAGUCACAUUGUGAAAAAUGUAAAGCAGCUCACCAGACUCCUGAGAAUGAGAAGGUUACCCCAAUGAAGAUUUCUAAGUGGAGCUUCCAGGUACAGCUGGAAGGCGAGGGGACCUAUGAGUGUUCGGCUACAGGUCUGGUGUUUGAAGUGUCGGAGCAGGCUCUGGUCCGCUACUCGGUCCUGUCCUGGUUCCAAUUCUCUGAGUUCCUCAAAGACUCCUGGAGGCCUGCUGGAUCGGUUUAUGAUGUGGAUGUGGACGAUCCAUCUGUGCUCAAGUUUAUCCAUUUCCCACACUCUCUGUGCCUUGCUGAACCUGAGCAUGAGCUGAGCUUCAGUGUUCUGCACGUAAAGGGCAGCCAUGACAGCAGUAUUGAGUCGACGGUGGACUUCACGACGAGCCAUGUUAAAUGGCCCGUGUCCUCGCUUUCUCGUGUGGGUCCCAUCAUUCCGAGCAGUCAGCCGGCAAAGCACCACGGGGCUCUGCUGGUUUACAAGGAGGGGAACCACAAAUACUUCUUCCAAGUGUAUUUGGGCGUGAACAGCAGUUCUGAGUUCAAGGCUAUUGAAGAACAGGUGAACAAAUACAGGAAGAAAUGCAUCAAGAUUUACAAACCGGCCAACUGUAAUUCCCAGCUGGUGGCCGGGAAGAACUACCACCUCACAAGCGAGCCAGAAGGGAAAGUUGAACCUUCAGAACUGAAUUUCAACACUGAUAAAAUAGGCCAGAAGGGAUUUUCUGAAGCACGCUUCGAUGAGCAUCCUCCUUUCAGAUUAUUUCUCAUGGGCUCGGACUGUGACAAACCUUUGUGGUCUGCUACAAUCACAGAAGAGGAUUUGAACAGCGAGGAGGCCAUCAUCGGACAGAGAGAGCAUGAAAAGAUUACAUCUGCUGGUCUGAUGACGUCAGGCAGUAGCGGAGAGGGGAGCUUGUCCAUGUCUGAGCCGUCCAGCCCUAUGGACUUGGGGUCGUCAUUUCCACAUGAAAGAAGUCGUAGCAGGCAUGAGCAUGUAAAGAAUAAAUUUGCUGGUCUGAUGACGUCAGGCAGUAGCGAAGAGGGGAGCUUGUCCAUGUCUGAGCCGUCCAGCCCUAUGGACUUGGGGUCGUCAUUUCCCCAUGAAAAAAGUCGUAGCACGCAUGGACUUGUACAGAAUCGAUCUAAACCGGUUAAGAAGAAGCUGUCAUGCAGUAGCGGACAUGGGAGCCUUCCUGAUGAGCGGUCCUCGUCUCCGCCCCUCAAAAAGCCUGCUAGUGACGGGACGCUGGCAACACACAAAAGAAGAAGAGGACCAGAGGAACACCUGUUAAGGGACACCAGUGCUGAGAUUGAUGAAGAUGAUGAAGAGGAGAUGCACGUCAAGUCAAGUUGUGAAAAAUGUAAAGCAGCUCAGCAGAGUCCUGAGUAUGAGAAGGUUACCCCAACAAAGAUUUCUAAGUGGAGCUUCAAGCUACAGCUGAAAGGCAAAGGGACCUAUGAGUGUUCGGCUACAGGUCUGGUGUUUGAAGUGUCGGAGCAGGCUCUGGUCCGCUACUCAGUCCUGUCCUGGUCUGAAUUCUCUAAGUUCCUCCAUGACUCCUGGAGACCUGCUGGAUCGGUUUAUGAUGUGGAUGUGGUCAACAAGGAUCCAUCGGCACUCAACAAGGAUUCUUCUGUGCUCAAGUUUAUUCAUUUCCCCCACUCGCUGUGCCUUGCUGAACCUGAGCAUGAGCUGAGCUUCAGUGUUCUGCACGUAAAGGGCGGCCAUGACAGCAUUGAGUCGACGGUGGACUUCACGGCAAGCCAUGUUAAAUGGCGCGUGACCUCGCUUUCUCCUGUGGGUCCCAUCAUUCCCAGCAGUCUUCCGGCGAAGCACCACGCGAUGGUGCUGAUUUACAAUGACACAAACCACAAAUACUUCUUCGAUGUGUAUUUGGUCUGCAACAACGAUUCUGAGAUCAAGGCUAUUGCAGAACAGGUGAACAAUUCCAGGAAGAAUUGCAGCAGGAUGGACAAACCGGCCCCCUGUAAUUCUCAGCUGGUGGCCAGGAAGAACUACCACCUCACAAGCGAGCCAGAAGGGAAAGUUGAACCUUCAGAAAUACAUUUCCACACUGAUGUAAUAUACCUGAAGGGAUUUUCUGAAGCACGCUUCCAUGAGCGUCCUCCUUUCAGAUUAUUUCUCAUGGACUCUGUGAAUAAAAAAAGAAAAAACCGUGGCAAACCUUUGUGGUCUGCUACAAUCAUAGAAGAGGAUUUGAAAAGGAAGGAGCCCAUCAUCGGACAGAAAGAGCAUGAAAAGAUUACAUCUGCUGGUCUGAUGACGUCAGGCAGUAGCGGAGAGGGGAGCUUGUCCAUGUCUGAGCCGUCCAGCCCUAUGGACUUGGGGUCGUCAUUUCCACAUGAAAGAAGCCGUAGCAGGCAUGCUCCUGGAGAAGGGACAUCUGAUCUCCGAUCUUCACCUCGCCUCUCUCUGGAGCAUCCUGCAGGUCAAGCAACAUCCAGCACCACAUCCAGCCCUCCAGCUCCCUCCAGUGAAACACUGGCUGCAGGACAUCCAACAUCCAGCACCACAUCCAGCCCUCCAGCUCCCUCCAGGGCAACACAGGCUGCAGGACAUCCAACAUCCAGCACCACAUCCAGGCCUCCAGCUCCCUCCAGGGCAACACAGGCAGAAGGGGAGCUUCGAAGUAUCCGUUCUGAAUUUGUGCAGAGAGUUCAAAUCCCAGUUAUCAAAGGUCUCCUGGAUGACCUUUGGCAGCAGAAAUUGUUGAGUACUGAGGACAUGGACUCUGUGAUGGAGAAGGGGAAGAUCAAAGCGGACAUGGCACGGUGUCUGAUCGACAUGGUUAUCGGGAAAGGGGAGAAUGCAAGUAAGGAAAUGAUCGAUAGCAUGAAGAAGAGGGACAAUCCCUUAUGCAUCACCCUGGGUCUGAUCUCUUCUCCAACUGCUAGUGGGCCUGAGGUCUAACUAUGAGUGUAUUUUUAAAGAAAAUUAUUACUGUCGACUUUGUAUGUAAUUAUUCGACACAUGUUUAGAAUAGGACCUCCUGCCUGUGCUAGCACAUAUAUAUACCUAUCCAUACAUACAAAUAUAAAGUGUACUAAGCUUUUCCUCUCGGGUACCUCCUAUAUCCAGAUAUAGGAGGUUGGCAGGUUGGCUUGUAAACAGAAGGUUGCUAGUUCGAUCCCUUUUCUGUGUCCCUGAGAAACACCUAACCCUAACUGCUCCCGACGAGCUGAUGGAACAUUGCAUGGUUAACUCCGCCGUGUGUAUUAGGGCUGUCAGUCGCUUUGGAUAAAAGCGUCUGCUAAAUGCCCUAAAUGUAAUUUUUGUUUUAUUGUGAUUCCAGACUUGGUAAAACAGGUUGACCUUGUGCCAAAGAAAGGUUGAAUUUUUUUAUAAUCCACAAUGAUAAGCACAAUCUUUAAUCAUUUUCCCCAAGUGGCUGCUAGCAUUGAGCUAUAUCGUUUUUUAUAAAUAUAUAUUAUGCAUGUUACCUUUAUUUUUGAUUGUAUACACACAAAGAAUUGAACUAUGCACAAAAUUCUGAAAACUUGAAGCUCAGGUAUCAACUACAAGACUCCUGACUACUAAACUCUAAGCACAAUUCUACUGUUUUCACACAUAUAGAAAUUCUAAAUCAAAUUUUUGCAAAACUCUAAGCACUAAUCUCAUCAUUUAGCUCACUUGGUUCACCUUGAAACACUGGCCUUCAAAACGCAACAACUAAUUACCAAUAAGUCUCAGGUUUGUGUUUUGAGAAAUUGAGCUAUAGUUUCAGAAAACAUGGUUAAACGAUUGAGAAAAACUUUAACAUGGAUAUAACUAAACUCCCACUCUCAGGGAUUUCACCAUAACAUUAAUAAAAGUGGUUUGUGGAAAAGGCUGCUUUCUUGCUUCAUUUGUUUGACAUGUUUUUAA
This is a messenger RNA of Gadus chalcogrammus (walleye pollock), 7615 nucleotides long. RefSeq lists its product as uncharacterized. The transcript has 33 exons. NCBI's taxonomy places the organism in Eukaryota, Metazoa, Chordata, Actinopteri, Gadiformes, Gadidae. The record is from RefSeq and is a predicted model, not a curated record. Gene Ontology annotation, molecular function: nucleic acid binding. The coding region runs from base 83 to 6661 and encodes 2192 amino acids. Gene Ontology annotation, biological process: DNA integration; regulation of apoptotic process.